AUGAGUGAACGCGUCGGCGAAGAAGAAUCGUUCUCGGUGGCGGACACGAGCACUUCCGGUACGCUGCCCGGGCUGUCGGUAUCAACGGCCGGCGGUACCCGUACGUGCCGAAAGGAUGUAACCGUAAAAUUCCAUCUCAUGAAAGCACAAGUGGUUGCCCACGCCUACCCACGCCACCACACGCUCGAUGAGGUGAAGGAGCACAUUGCGUGCAAAUUUCAGGUGAAAUCGAAAUUCUUGCUGUUGCGCCAGGCCGGUGCGGAAGUGCCCGGUCACCGACGUCUGGAGGAGCUGUGCGUCAGCGAGUAUAACGUGUGCGAUCUGGAGCUGCUGCUGUCCGAGACCGCCCGGGAGGAGAAUGUGCAGCUCAAUCUGAAGCUGUACUAUCGAAAUCUUACCCUUCCCGACAUCAUUACAGUCCGCAUCCCCGGCGAAGAAGGCAAACCAAGCCGCGAUGUGGUGGUGGAAAUAGAGAACCAGGUUAUCACCAAACCGUUCGUCGGUGGCUACAUCAACAAACUGAACAACAUUGAAUAUCACCACGCCUUCACGCAAACGGGUCCACCGGCGGAUCGUUUAGCGCGCGGCGGUACAAAGUUUAGCCGUGACACGCAGACCGUGUGCGAACGGACGACCAUCACCACGAUCCCGCGCACCCAGGCAGUGCAGCACUCCGGGUUGGAUGUGGCGGAGCGUAAAGUUCCGGACGGUCCGUGCCGGAUGGCGCUACCGUACGAAACCGCCCAAGAGUACGAACGGCGCCAAGAUCUCGUUGGCAAAGUGAUGCUGAUACAGCGCAACUUCCGGCGUGCGUUGUGGCAACGGCUCAUCAAAAAGAGUGCCGCCGAAUGGAGGGAGUUGCAGAAGCUGCAGCAGCAAAUUGAAACUGGUGCCGAAAGUUCAAAAACAAUCGCUCACAACAAAACGACCGUCGCCCGAACGUAUCCCAGAACGAACGAAGAGUUUGAUGCGCUGUUCGCGCAAAUACACUGCUGGAAGGAGAACGAGCUGAAGCUGAUAAGGGAAAAAUAUUCCGGCGCACCGAAGAUAGCGGAGAUGAACAUAUUGCUCGACAAGGAAAUUCAGCUGCUGAAUGGCGUCGAACGGCAGCGGCGGGCGAUCCGGCGGGAACAGCUGGAAGAGGUAGUCGAACGGCAGCUGGUCAAAAUCAGUGAACCGAAGCGUUGGGUCGGUUACAACAACCGGAUCAUUGAGAUGGAAACACCGCAAACGCAACGGGCCCGGUUUCUGCUGCUGUACUACCGGCGGCUGAAGAUGGCUCCACCACCCAAUGCCGGCGUUGCUGAUCCUCAAGAGCAUAUGGCACUACUGGACGAGCUGUCGGAUGUAAUCGUGCAGGAAAGUCAUCCCGCAACGGCAGAGUUGGAAAGUUUGCUACAACGGGAACGGCAGCUUUUACUGUCUCAUUUGAAAAUGGAAGAUUUGUCUGUUUUGCGAAAACGCCAGCUAACCUUGCUGGCCGAUAUCAUACGCACCGAUCCGGAAAAGGCACGCGAAAAACCAGUCACUAAACUGUGUCGAAAAUGCAAAAAACUUCGCCCGACGCACGCAUUCACCGUACACACACGACAACGUUCGGCGGAUGUUUGCGGGCAGUGCACUUCGCUGCUCGGCUCUACCGUUGAUAUUGCCGUCUAUCGUUCGAUUCUGCGCGCUAUCCGGCGGGAUGAACGAAAGCGUGGUUCGCUUGCAUCGUAUGCGUUCAUCAUACAGGAGAAUGACAUCAAGCACAUCGUCGAGAACAUCUGGCACGGCCAUUCGGUCAUCUCGAACGAUACGGAUCGUGCUGAUUUGAUGCUUCCGCGCUGGAACGUCGCCCAGGAUUGGUCCCCGUGGAACUGUAUCUGUCUUACCGAGCAGGAAACCCGUGCACAUCUGAAGCUGCAACGGUUGGAUCGCUUUUAUCAACCAAGCGUAAUGAAGGAAAUUCAAAGCAAGCAUGCGUUGGCAAGGUCCGUGUUUGGUCAGCUGCGUGAAAUCGAUCAAGAGUUUACCGAGUCCGGUGAUUGGUGGCAGGUCGGACUGGACGAGAAGUUGGUAUAG
Molecule: messenger RNA, 2064 nt
Organism: Anopheles marshallii
Lineage: Eukaryota; Metazoa; Arthropoda; Insecta; Diptera; Culicidae
Product: IQ and ubiquitin-like domain-containing protein
Exons: 7
Coding region: 1-2064 (687 amino acids)
Biological process (GO): cilium assembly
Cellular component (GO): acrosomal vesicle; motile cilium
Source: RefSeq, a predicted model, not a curated record